AUGGACUUUGUAAGUUGUACUCUUGUUUUUCUGUUAACAUGCUUAUCCAUUCAUGCUCUUUAUUCACUCCUUACUAGAAUAACUAAACCAAACUAUAAGCUUCCACCAGGACCUUCCCCUCUUCCAAUCAUAGGGAACCUCCUUGAAUUAGGAGAAAAACCUCACAAGUCAUUGGCCAAGCUAGCGAAAAUUCAUGGCCCUUUAAUGAGUCUCAAGUUUGGCCAAAUAACCACUAUUGUUAUCUCCUCAGCAACAAUGGCUAAAGAGGUUCUCCUAACCAAUGACAAGUUCUUGUCAAAGAGAAACAUACCUCAAACUGUGUCAGUUCUCAACCAUGAGCAGUAUAGUCUUGCUUUCAUGCCCAUUUCACCACUUUGGAAGGAAUUGAGAAAAAUAUGCAACACUCAAUUACUUUCUCACAAGAGUCUUGAUGCCAGCCAAGACGUUAGGCGUAAAAAAAUUCAACAGCUUCUCAAUGAUAUCCAUCAAAGCAGUAAAAUUGGUGAAGCUAUUGACAUUGGAACAAUAGUGUUCAAGACUACCAUAAAUUUACUAUCAAACACCAUUUUCUCUAUGGAUUUGAUUCACUCAAAUGGUGCAGCAGGAGAAUUUAAGGAUGUGGUGACGAAUAUAACCAAACUUGCUGGAACACCAAAUGUGGCUGAUUUUUUUCCUGUAUUGAAGUUGCUUGACCCACAAGGCCUAAAAAGAAGACAAACAAAAAAUGUUGGGAAAUUGUUAGACAUCUUUGAAGACUUGGUUAACCAACGUUUGGAAAUGAGGGAAGGCACAAGUGUAGACACCAAUAAAGACAUGUUAGAUGCCAUGCUUAACAUUUCCAAGGAGAAUGAGUUUAUGGACAAAAAUAUGAUUCAACAUCUAUCACAUGAUAUAUUUGUUGCUGGAACGGAUACAACGACAUCAACACUAGAAUGGGCAAUGACAGAGCUUAUUCGCAAUCCAGAAGCGAUGCAAAAAGCCAAGAAAGAGUUGAAGCAAACAAUUGGGUGUGGUGUGCCACUUGAAGAGUCAAAUAUCACUGAGCUCCCAUACUUAAAUGCAAUUAUAAAAGAAACACUUCGAAAGCAUCCACCAGUUCCAUUUUUACUGCCCCGAAAAGCUGAGAGAAAUGUUGAGAUAAGUGGCUACAUUAUUCCAAAAGAUUCACAAGUACUAGUUAAUGUAUGGACUAUUUGUAGGGAUGCUAACUUGUGGGAGAAUCCAACAUUGUUCUCUCCAGAAAGGUUUUUAGGGUCUGAUAUUGAUGUCAAAGGAAGGAAUUUUGAGCUUGUGCCAUUCGGUGGUGGUAGGAGAAUUUGUCCUGGUUUGCAAUUGGCUAAUAGGAUGUUAUUGUUAAUGUUGGGUUCAUUAGUUAACUCUUUUGAUUGGGAGCUUGAAGGUGGCAUGAAACCAGAAGAUAUGGAUAUGGAUGAUAAAUUUGGACUUACUCUUCAAAAAGCCAAACCCCUUCGAAUUCUUCCUCUCCCUCCAAUUAAUUAA
This is a messenger RNA of Medicago truncatula (barrel medic), 1500 nucleotides long. RefSeq names its product geraniol 8-hydroxylase. Bases 1 to 1500 code for a protein of 499 amino acids. NCBI's taxonomy places the organism in Eukaryota, Viridiplantae, Streptophyta, Magnoliopsida, Fabales, Fabaceae. The transcript is spliced from 2 exons. The record is from RefSeq and is a predicted model, not a curated record. Gene Ontology annotation, molecular function: heme binding; iron ion binding; oxidoreductase activity, acting on paired donors, with incorporation or reduction of molecular oxygen.